AUGGGCGAAGCGGUAACGCUGGCCGAAUUGACGCCCGGCAGUUACGUGGUUCACAUUGACCAUGGGGUGGCCCGUUUUGCCGGAACAACCCACCUGGAUACUCCCGGCGACGAACGGGAAUAUCUGGUGCUGGAAUAUGCUGGCGACGACCGACUAUAUGUGCCGACCGAGCAGCUGGAUCGAUUGGGGUCAUACGUCGCCGCGACCGACGAGCAACCGACACUAACCCGAUUGGGCGGUAACGAAUGGCAGCGCAUCAAAGAGCGGGCCAAAGGCGCAGCACGUGAAAUCGCGGAGGAGUUACUCCGCCUCUACGCCACGCGCGAAUCCGUGGACGGCCAUCGCUUUGGGCCGGACGCGACCUGGCAACGCGACCUGGAAGACUCCUUCCCCUACGUCGAGACGCCCGACCAGAUGCGCGCCAUCGAUGAAGUCAAAGGCGAUAUGGAAGUUGCGCUGCGAGCGGCAUUCAAAGCGGUGAACGAAGGUAUGCAGGUGGCCGUGUUGGUGCCGACCACCGUUCUGGCCCAACAGCACUACGCGACGUUUGCCGAACGGUUGGCGCCGUACCCGGUUAAGGUUGACGUAUUGAGCAGGUUCCGCACCCACAAGGAGCAGGCCGCCGUGGUCGAUGCCGCCAAGACCGGCGGUGUCGAUAUCGUCAUCGGUACUCACCGCAUCUUGCAGAAGGACGUUGCCUUCAGCAACCUGGGACUCGUGAUCGUGGACGAAGAACACCGGUUCGGCGUGGCCCACAAAGAACGGUUGAAGCAAAUGCGCGCCGAGGUGGACGUGCUCACCCUCAGCGCCACGCCCAUCCCGCGUACCCUGCACAUGGCCCUGGCCGGCGUCCGGGACAUGAGCGUCAUACAUACGCCGCCCGAAGCUCGUUUGCCGGUGCGGACUUUCGUUUCAGAAGACAGUGGCGAACUCGUGCGAGAGGCAAUCCUGCGGGAAAUCGAACGCGAUGGGCAGGUCUUUUUCCUGCACAACCGCGUCCGCACUAUUCACCAGGUUGCCGAAGACCUCAGCAAGUUGGUUCCGGAAGCGCGGAUAUUGGUCGGCCACGGCCAGAUGCCGGAAAACGAGCUAGAAGACGUGAUGGUGGAAUUCUCCAAUCGUGAGGCCGACGUUCUGGUUUGCACUACCAUCAUUGAGUCCGGUCUGGAUAUGCCCAACGUUAACACCAUCAUCAUCGAUCGUGCCGACCGGUUCGGCCUGGCUCAGCUCUACCAGCUGCGCGGGCGCGUCGGACGCGGCGAUCAUCGGGCCUACGCCUACCUGCUACUACCUGACCACGGGGACAUAACCGAAGCAGCCAGCCAGCGAAUUCACGCCAUCCUGGAGGCCACGGAACUUGGCGCCGGAUUCCGCGUUGCCAUGCGCGACCUGGAAAUUCGCGGCGCUGGCAACCUGUUGGGCGCCGACCAGAGCGGUCAGAUUCAUGCCGUGGGACUGAAUCUGUACUCCCAGUUGCUGAGCCAGGCCGUUGAGGAACUUAGUCGCAACGGCAGCGCUGCGGUCCAGACUGAAAUCGAACCACCCCCUCGCAUCGAUCUGCCGAUACCGGCCAGCAUUCCGGAAGACUAUAUCGCCCAUCUGCCGGCUCGAUUGGCUUUUUACCAACGGUUGUCGCAAAUCACCGACCGAACCCAUAUCGGAGCAGUGCGCUCCGAUAUGCAAGACCGUUUCGGCCCGCCGCCCAUCGAGGUUGAAAACCUGCUGGCG
This is a messenger RNA of Geodia barretti, 1728 nucleotides long. The record is from the annotation of a GenBank genome assembly. Lineage: Eukaryota; Metazoa; Porifera; Demospongiae; Tetractinellida; Geodiidae.